UACAUUUUAUAGCAAGCACCAAUCCUACAUCGAUGGCUAAUUAAAUUAAAUAAAAUCUAUUGUUUUUAGUAUAAAAUACUAGAGCUGUUUGUAGUAUAUUUCAGAAAUGUUGCUAUGGUCACACAUUCAUUCAAGAAACAAAAAGUCUAAGUCCACUCAUAAGAAUAGAUCUCUUAACUUAAAUAAGUGCAUUUAUUAUAUUAUUUAACUGCAAAAAUAUAAGUGUAGCCAUGUUUAAAAAUAUGAAAAUACUGGAAUAUUGUCACAAACAUUGUCAAGACAUAAAGGCAAUGGAAACAUCGGACAGUUUAUUUAAUUUAAGACAAAAUAUUAAAACGGACGUACAAGAGCUUGAUGAAUAUUUAGGCGGUGGUAUCGCAAUAGGCAGAGUUACUGAAUUUGUUGGUUUGUCGGGAACCGGAAAAACGCAAAUGUGUUUGCAGCUCAGCUUAAACGUUCAAAUACCGAAACAAUUUAGCGGCUUGGAAGGCAAAGCAUUAUAUAUAGACACUAGGGGGGAUUUCAAUCCCGCCAGACUGCAAGAACUGGCAAUAGAUCUGGAGAAACGCUUUCUUCAUAAAGCCCUAGGCUUUAAAUCAAGCACCAUGAUGCAAAACGUAUAUUACCAAAAUUGUCCCAGCAGUGCUGAGUUAUUUGCUUGCAUAGUCAACUUGAAUAGAUACCUGAACAGCAAUCCCAGUAUCAAACUAAUCCUGGUUGAUUCAUUAGCUUUCUCAAUACGGAUGCUGGAAAACGUGAGGGAUCGAACCAACCUACUCAUGGAACUGCACGCUUUAAUCCAUCAGGUUCUCUGCCAUCAUAAUGUGGCUGUUGUGCUCACUAAUGAACUGGGCUUCUAUCGAAGCAGGCGAAAAUGGAAACUGCGCAGCACUUUAGGUGAAAAGCACACGCAUUUGAUAAAUGAGCGUAUUUGGCUGACUGAAAAUGGAAAUUACGUUGGGAAAACACUAAAAUUUCGAAAAUUGGUUACUAGCAUUAACGCCAAUUGUGGAUAAUAU
This is a messenger RNA of Drosophila nasuta, 1019 nucleotides long. It is a transcript of the gene spn-D, whose product is annotated as RAD51 DNA repair protein spindle D. Bases 231 to 1016 code for a protein of 261 amino acids. Lineage: Eukaryota; Metazoa; Arthropoda; Insecta; Diptera; Drosophilidae. The transcript is spliced from 5 exons. The record is from RefSeq and is a predicted model, not a curated record. Gene Ontology annotation, cellular component: Rad51B-Rad51C-Rad51D-XRCC2 complex; Rad51C-XRCC3 complex; replication fork. Gene Ontology annotation, biological process: meiotic DNA recombinase assembly; DNA repair; reciprocal meiotic recombination. Gene Ontology annotation, molecular function: crossover junction DNA endonuclease activity; ATP binding; ATP-dependent DNA damage sensor activity.